Molecule: messenger RNA, 1230 nt
Organism: Salvia miltiorrhiza (redroot sage)
Lineage: Eukaryota; Viridiplantae; Streptophyta; Magnoliopsida; Lamiales; Lamiaceae
Exons: 3
Coding region: 280-906 (208 amino acids)
Source: RefSeq, a predicted model, not a curated record
AAAAUUUCAAUUAGAGUAAUUAUUGAAGGAUUUUAUUAUGCUCCAUUCUUUAGAAAUUGACCAAAAUUUUCUUAGUAUUCAACCCUUAAAUUAAAAGGGCGACCAAAAUUAUUACUGUAUCUAAAAACAAGAAAAAAAAAUGAAGAUACACAAUUAAAAUUUGAAGCGAAGGAAAACGAAUUAUUGAGAAACGACGUGUUACAGUUACAUACGCUCCCAUUCAAAUCUAGUCAUCAGAAAGCCGCCGCCGGUACUCGCCUCCGCCGCUUCAUCUCAUUAAUGGAGGGAGUAGGGGCCAGGUUCGGCCGAUCUUCUACCCGUUACGGGGGCCCCGCCACCGUCUUCACCGGCCCGGUUCGCAAGUGGAAGAAGAAGUGGGUUUACGUGCCGCCGCCUAAUUCCAACCACCACCAUCACGCGGCCUCUAACGGAACCGCCAAUGGAAGCAACGGCUCCUCCCACCUCCAGCUUUACAAGUGGACGCCCAUCGCUCCCAGCGAAUCGAAAGAUGGCAGCAACAAUGAUAUCAACGGCGGCGAUAAUGGUAAUGCUGAACCCAAAAAUUCAAGUAAAGACGACGAUGCUGCGGUGGAGGAGCUUCCGAAGAAACGAUUCAAGUAUAUCCCGGUUGUUGUGCUUGAAGAACAAAAAAAUGAAUCCUCGGAGCACAUAGAGGAUGAAAAUAAGCCAAGUGAUGAUAACUCAGAUGCAGUAGAGGCGAUGUCAAGAGGUGAUGAAAAACCUGACAUGAAUGAUGUACCGAUGGAUGAAAACCAGGCUUCAGAGAGCAAUCGUGAAGAACGGCAAGAUCUGAAUGAAAGCACCUUGGAUUUGAGUUUGGGGUUGAAGGCUCAUGAUGGUGAAAAUGACUCUGACUCGAGAGCAGAUCAAAACAAAGAUGACUAGAGUGGAUCAUUUCGUAGUUUAUUGAGACGUCGGUCGAUUUAUGCAAGCUAAGGGUAGAAGCAGAUGAGCAAUCUAAGCCUGUUGAGUACAGUCUGUUUCUUGGCUUGUUGCGUUUCUUAUGCCUAAGAAAGUAGAUUUCUUAAGGUUGUAAUUCUAGGGUUUAGUUGUGAUUGCAUUUGUAUGAUUUCAUCUCCUCGCAGAUGAAAUCAAAUAUUUUUUACUCGAAUUAGAAUUUUCAGGUGAGAUUUGUGUUGGGAUUAUGUAACGGGAACCACUUACCACAGCUCGGAUCUAUAAAUGAUUUGAAGCUAUUUGCUGCACAAA